Molecule: messenger RNA, 1904 nt
Organism: Dioscorea cayenensis subsp. rotundata (Guinea yam)
Lineage: Eukaryota; Viridiplantae; Streptophyta; Magnoliopsida; Dioscoreales; Dioscoreaceae
Product: alanine--glyoxylate aminotransferase 2 homolog 3, mitochondrial-like
Cellular component (GO): mitochondrion
Molecular function (GO): pyridoxal phosphate binding; transaminase activity
Source: RefSeq, a predicted model, not a curated record
AACCGUCUUUUCACCCCAACCAACUCCAACCAAAACAAAGGACACUCGUCCAUUGCAUAUAAACCCACAUUUGCUUUCUCUCUUUCUCUAAAAACAAAGCAAAAAUAAAGCUCACCGGAGGUGUAUUUUGGGAAGACGGUGAUAAGAGAGAGAGAAGUUUCCUAUUCCCGAUAAGGGCCCGCCUUCAUCUCAACGGUCACGAUGCGUAGGCUUCUCAUCGGACGGCUCUCAUCGCUCCAUCACAGGGCUUUCUCUAAGCUCGCCGAGUCUGAGGCCCUUUCUGAGAAGAGUUCAACAAUCGUUCCGAUAAUGCCCCCCUUCGAUUACUCGCCGCCGCCGUACGAUGGCCCGCCGGCGGCCGAGAUCAUCCGGAAACGAUCCGAGUUUCUCAGCCCCGCCUUGUUCCACUUCUACAAGAAACCUUUGAAUGUUGUGGCGGGGAAGAUGCAGUACUUGUUUGAUGAGAAUGGUCGGCGUUACCUCGACGCAUUCGCCGGCAUUGCGACGGUUUGCUGUGGCCAUUGCCACCCGGAAAUCAUCGACGCCAUUAUCAACCAGACGAAGAAGCUGCAGCACUCCACCGUUGUCUACUUGAACCAUGCCAUUGCCGAUUUCGCCGAAGCUUUGGCUUCCAAGAUGCCUGGUGACCUCAAGGUUGUGUUCUUCACGAAUUCUGGCACGGAAGCGAAUGAAUUGGCGAUGUUGAUAGCAAGGCUUUAUACAGGUUGCCAGGAUAUUGUAUCGCUUAGAAAUGCGUAUCAUGGUAAUGCUGCCGGUACCAUGGGUGCUACCGCUCAGUCAAACUAUAAAUUCAAUGUUGUGCAGAGUGGGGUGCACCAUGCAUUGAAUCCAGACCAAUACAGGGGUGUUUUUGGUUCAGAUGGAGAGAAAUAUGCCAAGGAUGUCCAAGAAAUCAUAGAUUUUGGAACUUCUGGACAUGUUGCUGGUUUUAUCUCUGAAGCGAUUCAAGGUGUGGGUGGGAUUCUGGAAUUAGCACCAGGUUACUUGCCUGCUGUCUACAAAAUUAUAAAGAAAGCCGGAGGACUCUGUAUAGCCGACGAAGUCCAAUCAGGAUUUGCACGCACGGGAAGCCAUUUUUGGGGAUUUGAAGCUCACGGUGUUGUGCCUGACAUAGUGACAAUGGCAAAGGGUAUCGGAAAUGGUAUACCAAUUGGUGCCAUAGUUACAACUCCAGAAAUAGCUCAAGCUUUGACACGUCGAAACUACUUCAAUACAUUUGGUGGCAAUCCUGUGUGUACUGCUGGGGCACAUGCUGUUCUUAAAGUGCUUGAGAAAGAAAAACUUCAAGAGAAUGCUCUCAUUGUUGGAUCUUACUUGAAAGAUCGUCUCAAAGUACUUCAGGAAAAGCAUGAAAUCAUCGGCGAUGUGAGGGGAAGGGGUUUGAUGCUUGGAGUUGAGCUAGUUACCGAUCGCAAACUAAAAACUCCUGCCAUAGUUGAAAUUCUACAUGCCAUGGAAGAGAUGAAAGAAAUUGGUGUUCUGGUGGGGAAGGGUGGGUUCUAUGGGAAUGUGUUCAGAAUUACUCCUCCUCUUUGCUUCACUAAGGAUGAUGCAGAUUUCUUGGUGGAUGCAAUGGACCUUGCCAUGUCCAAGCUGUGAAAUCUGUCUCUCUGCAUGUUUAUCUGAAUGUCCGUCGCUCGAUAUGCUAAAUAAUUGCCAAAAUAAGUGUCGUGUUAUUCGACAAGAUGAAGGCAUGAUACGACAACAUCUCGUUGUCUCUAUGUCGAAGGUAGUGAUAAAUUACAAACUUGUAUCUACAUUGUCUAGACAAUGUUCCUUCUUUUUUGCUGUUUGAUUAUGUAUUACAUUGUUGUUCCUUGUUCUUAUGGAUCUAAUAUCUUUGUUUUUCUAAUUUUGGAUGCCAUGAAGUUGUGGUUAUUACU